Messenger RNA from Rhinichthys klamathensis goyatoka, 1228 nucleotides. RefSeq names its product snail family zinc finger 1b (gene snai1b). The coding region runs from base 198 to 968 and encodes 256 amino acids. Gene Ontology annotation, molecular function: DNA-binding transcription factor activity, RNA polymerase II-specific; RNA polymerase II cis-regulatory region sequence-specific DNA binding. The record is from RefSeq and is a predicted model, not a curated record. NCBI's taxonomy places the organism in Eukaryota, Metazoa, Chordata, Actinopteri, Cypriniformes, Leuciscidae. Gene Ontology annotation, biological process: regulation of DNA-templated transcription. The transcript has 3 exons.
GCAGCCUCAUAUGAAGAGAACCGUGUGCGCUGAAUGGCAGUGGCUCAUGUGCAACUUUAAGAAGCUAACGUCCUCUCCCUAGACGCAAAGAUUACUGGACAUCUGAAGCAGACUCUGACUCUGAAGCGCUGCAGCUUUUUCACAGAGUCAGUCCAGAGUUACUCCAAAACUUGAAGUUUGGAGAAGAUCUCUACAAAAUGCCUCGUUCAUUUCUUGUCAAGAAGUAUUUCUCCAACAAGAAGCCAAACUACAGUGAACUGGAGAGUCAAACUGACCAACGCUAUGCUGUCGUCCCUCUACAUGACUUCCACACCAUUGAAGGUGAUUCUGUGGUGCCCAUACUCGUGUGGGCCAGCAGUGUGUUACCCCUCGCCUUCUCCCCGGCCUCCCCCAGCCCCCCGUCUCCUCCCGGGCCUCUGGACCUGAGCUCUCCGUCCAGCAGCUCCAGCAGUGGAGAGGAGGACGACUGCCGCACCUCCGACCCACCCAGCCCGGACCCUGACUCCGACCGCUCCCAGUGCUCCCAGUGCGGGAAGCCCUGCGGCAGCGCGGCCGGCCUGUCCCGCCACCAGCUCACGCACUGCACCCCCGGCCCGCAGACCACAGGAGCCGCCAGCACCGCCACCAGAGCCGCCUUUCACUGCAAGCACUGUCCCAAAGAGUACACCAGUCUGGGUGCGCUGAAGAUGCACAUCCGCUCACACACACUCCCCUGUGUGUGUGGCACGUGUGGGAAGGCCUUCUCCAGACCCUGGCUGCUGCGGGGACACAUUCGCACACACACCGGCGAGCGCCCCUUCUCGUGCCCCCACUGUAACCGUGCGUUUGCGGACCGCUCGAACCUGCGGGCUCACCUGCAGACCCACUCCGAAGUGAAGAAGUACCAGUGUGGGACGUGCUCCCGUACCUUCAGCCGAAUGUCCCUCCUGCACAAACACACUCUCUCCGGCUGCUGUCCGUCUGCCUAGAGGAGGAGUCCCAUCUCUCGGCGCUGGGACAGGACGGGCUUAAGCCAUAAGUCAAUGUCUGGACUCAUAGAGACUCGUUUUUGAAGCACACGGUGCCUUAUCUUUUAUUCCCCAAGCUAAAAGAAGAGAUUAUUUUUCUAUCAGUUUUAGGGUGUUUUCACACCUGAGCGUUUGUUUCGGAACCUGGUGUGUUUUCUCCCUUGGUUCGGUUCGUUUAGGCAUAUGUGAACACGGCAUUAAUGCUCAGAUCCGCACCAGAA